AUUUCAUAAACUUGAAGAUGUAUUUGUCGUUCUUCUAACAGAAAAAGAAAAAGAAAAAGAAAAAGCUCCAGCAUUAAAAUACUUAGGGUGGACAAAUGGCACAUCUCAUUCGCUAAUAUCCAUCGUUGACCAAGAGCCAAAGAGGCCAACCCUUUUUACCGUUUUACUUGGGCACCAAGUUCAUGCAGAGACCAACGUGGCUUCUUUUCAACCAAUCAACAGCUGCCAACUCACCAAUCAGAGAACUGGAUAUUCACCACCACACCAUCCUUGGACAACAAGUUUAGUAGUACCUUCGCGAACCUUCAAGAUCCAUAGCCAUCACCUCGUGCCUUUCCUUUUUCCCCUAGCCGACUCUUCCAGAAUCCCAACCCCAUAUAAAACCCGUCCUGGCCCUCCUCAAGAAAUCGCUUUUGAUGGUUAGUUUGAAAGAAAGACAGGAGGCAGAAAGAAGAAGAAGAAGAAGAAGAAGAAGAUCAACCUGCUAUUUUUGUGAAGGAUGCCGAGCAGAUUUCAGGGGGCGAUCAAGCAGGAAUGGGAGCCGGUGGUGCUGCAAAAGUCUAGACCCAAGGCUCAAGACCUGAGGGACCCCAAGGCGGUGAACCAAGCUUUGAGAACAGGUGGUCAGGUGCAAACAAUCAAAAAAGCGGAUGCCGGAGCAAAUAAGAAGGCAGCCCCCCCUGCUGUAAAUGCAAGAAAGCUGGACGAAGCUGAGGAGCCUGCGGCUUUGGGGCGGGUAUUGACGGAGGUGAGGCAGGCCAUACAAAAGGCGAGAAUUGAGAAAAAGAUGAGCCAAGCUGAGCUAGCGAAGCAAAUUAACGAGCGACCUCAGGUGGUUCAGGAGUACGAGAAUGGGAAGGCUGUGCCUAAUCAGGCUGUAUUGGCUAAGGUGGAGAGAGUCUUGGGGGUUAAGCUUAGGGGAUUAAGAAAAUAAAUGGCAUAAAUAUAGGCUGAACGUUAAUGAAGUUUUGUAAAUGAACAAUCUGUCACCUUAGGUUGAUAUUUGUCGUUGAGAAUUUCAACCGUUGGAUGUUAAUUAUUAUUGUUGUUAUGUCGGACGGUGAUGUUUCUUGCUUACCUUAAGCAUUUACUCAGCCGAUAAA
This is a messenger RNA of Coffea arabica (coffee), 1103 nucleotides long. Its product is annotated as multiprotein-bridging factor 1c-like. Gene Ontology annotation, molecular function: DNA binding. The record is from RefSeq and is a predicted model, not a curated record. Gene Ontology annotation, cellular component: nucleus. Lineage: Eukaryota; Viridiplantae; Streptophyta; Magnoliopsida; Gentianales; Rubiaceae.